Messenger RNA from Lontra canadensis (Northern American river otter), 3515 nucleotides. RefSeq names its product tripeptidyl peptidase 1 (gene TPP1). NCBI's taxonomy places the organism in Eukaryota, Metazoa, Chordata, Mammalia, Carnivora, Mustelidae. The transcript has 13 exons. Gene Ontology annotation, molecular function: serine-type endopeptidase activity; tripeptidyl-peptidase activity. Gene Ontology annotation, biological process: proteolysis; central nervous system development. Bases 49 to 1767 code for a protein of 572 amino acids. The record is from RefSeq and is a predicted model, not a curated record.
GUGGUGGUGGUGGUGGUGGUGGAAUAUAAGGCUCAUGUGAUCUGUCACAUGACAGCGGAUCUCCAGAAAGGCAGCAUGAGACUCCAAACCUGCUUCCUAGGGCUCCUUGCCCUCUUCGUCCCCGGCAAAUGCAGUUACAGCCCGGAGCCGGACCAGCAUCGGACGUUGCCCCCAGGCUGGGUGUCCCUGGGCCGUGUAGACUCCGAGGAAGAGCUGAGUCUCACCUUUGCCCUGAGACAGCAGAACGUGAAAAGAUUGUCUGAGCUGGUGCAGGCUGUGUCGGAUCCUGGCUCUCCUCAUUAUGGAAAAUACCUGACCCUAGAGGAUGUGGCUGAACUGGUCCGGCCAUCACCACUGACCCUCCGCACAGUCCAAAAAUGGCUCUUGGCAGCUGGAGCCCGGAACUGCCACUCAGUGACCACACAGGACUUUCUGACCUGCUGGCUGAGUGUCCGACAGGCAGAACUGCUGCUCUCUGGGGCUGAGUUUCAUCGCUAUGUGGGGGGACCAGCAGAGAUCCAUGUUAUAAGGUCCCCACGUCCAUACCAGCUCCCGAAGGCCUUGGCCCCUCAUGUGGACUUUGUGGGCGGGCUGCACCGCUUUCCCCCCACAUCAUCCCUGAGGCAACGCCCUGAGCCACAGGUGUCAGGGACAGUUGGCCUGCACCUGGGGGUGACCCCAUCUGUGAUCCGUCAGCGAUACAACUUGACAGCACAAGACGUGGGCUCUGGCACAACCAACAACAGCCAAGCCUGUGCCCAGUUCCUGGAGCAGUAUUUCCAUGACUCGGACCUGGCCGAGUUCAUGCGCCUCUUUGGUGGGAACUUUGCGCACCAGGCAUCAGUAGCCCGUGUGGUCGGAAAACAGGGACGGGGCCGGGCCGGGAUUGAGGCCAGUUUAGAUGUGGAGUACCUGAUGAGUGCCGGUGCCAACAUCUCCACCUGGGUCUACAGUAGCCCAGGCCGGCAUGAGUCACAGGAGCCCUUCCUGCAGUGGCUCCUGCUGCUCAGUAAUGAGUCAGCCCUGCCACAUGUACACACAGUGAGCUAUGGAGAUGAUGAGGACUCCCUCAGCAGUGUCUAUAUCCAUCGGGUCAACGCUGAGCUCAUGAAGGCGGCCGCUCGGGGUCUUACCCUGCUCUUCGCUUCAGGUGACAGUGGGGCUGGGUGUUGGUCUGUGUCUGGACGACACCAGUUUCGUCCCAGCUUCCCUGCAUCCAGCCCCUAUGUCACCACGGUGGGAGGCACAUCCUUCCAGAAUCCAUUCCGAGUCACAAGUGAGAUCGUUGACUAUAUCAGUGGUGGUGGCUUCAGCAAUGUGUUCCCACAGCCUUCAUACCAGGAGGAAGCCGUAGCCCAGUUCCUCAGCUCCAGUCCCCACUUACCACCAUCCAGUUAUUUCAAUGCCAGUGGCCGUGCCUAUCCAGAUGUGGCUGCACUCUCUGAUGGCUACUGGGUGGUCAGCAACAGCGUGCCCAUUCCAUGGGUAUCUGGCACUUCGGCCUCUACUCCAGUAUUUGGUGGGGUCCUAUCCCUGAUAAAUGAACAUAGAAUCCUCAACGGCCGUCCCCCUCUUGGCUUUCUCAACCCAAGGCUCUACCAGCAGCGUGGAGCAGGACUCUUCGAUGUAACCCAUGGCUGCCAUGCGUCCUGUCUGAAUGAAGAGGUGCAGGGACAGGGUUUCUGCUCUGGCCCUGGCUGGGAUCCUGUGACAGGCUGGGGAACACCUAACUUCCCAGCUCUGUUGAAGACAUUAAUCAAUCCUUAACACUUUCCUGCCGGGAGAAUGAACCUGUCCCCUGCCCCAUAGCUGGUGGCUAGGUCCCUUAUUCUGCACUGUUGGAAGCCCUGCUGAACCUUCAACCAUAGACUGCUGCAGAGAGCUUAUCCCCCAACCCUAAAAUGCUGUGAGCUUGGCUUGACUCUCAACUCUACCCUGCUCCAUCAUGCUCAGGUCUCCCUACUCCUGCUUCAAGUUUCUCUAAAGAUGCUGUAACUAGUAUUGUUUGGGAGCCUCCCCACUCCCAACACCCCCCCCCCCAACCUUUUCUUCUUUCUCUUUUCAACCAGGCUUUUUCUAAGAGUUGUCUAUGCUGUUUCUCUUCAUGCUGUCUCCUCAGUUCAUUGCACCUUCUUCAGCUUUCAGGGCUUAACUUCUUUUCCGACCAUUCCCACUUCCUCCUUCAUUCCCUCUUCCUCUUUCGCUUUCUCUUCUUUCUCACUGAAUGUUGAUAUACGUCACUGCUUCAUCUUUACCCUUCUGCUCUGUUCAAUCUACCCAAAGUUUCCUGGAACAAAUCAGUCAUCUGUAUCCACAGCUAUCACCGUCUCACUAAAUCAGACUGUUGGACAAUGAUUCCUCAAAUGCAAGGUGUAUGAUACUCAAUACUUCAUCUUCCUCCUUCCCAAUUCCAGACCAUUCUCUGGUGUUCCUUCUUGGCAAAUGAGACUAUGCUGCUUCCAAUCAAGCUAGAAGCCUAAGUGUUAUCCUAGACUCCCUAAUCCUUACCUUCCCCUUCCCACUACCACUGUCAAUAAGUCCUACUGAUUUCACCUCUUAAAUAUAUCUUUAUCAAUCCACAAGUCCUGCCAAUUACAUUUCCUAAGUAUACCUAGAACUCAUUUACUUUUCUCCAUCUCUACUGCUACUAAAUUAGCUUAGAACAAUUAUUUUCUCUUCUCUGAAUUGUAGGAGGCCCUUGAAAAAUGUCCUUACUUCCUGCAUGCUCACAAAACCAUUUUUCCAGAGUAAAAUGCAAAUCCCAUCAGGUCAUUUACUUAAAACCCUUCAAAGAUUACUGAUAAAGUUCGGGUUUUUGCUAUGACUCACAAACCUGAUCCUUUCCUUGCUAUUUGUUCCUGAGUAACAAAUUGCUUAUUCUCCCUUGUUCUCCCUCACCCUUCCUCCACUUCCCCACUUUCGCUUUUGCUUAAGAUAUUCUGUGCCCUUAACAUGACCCCUGACUCCCUUUGCCUGUUUGGUUUCCAGGAUUCUUUGAACACCCCACUCAGAAGCCGCCUUCUGUGAACCUUUGGCUCUCUGCAGCUCGCUGAUUUUUGUAUAGUAGAAAAUGAUUUGGUAUAGCAGAAAAAUCCUGGAUUUUUUCAAACCAAGCCUGUUUGAUUCUUGGUUCUGAUGCAGACUAGGAAAGAGACUUGGAGAAGUCCAUCUCCCUGAGUCUUUUACCUCCUCUGUUAAGUGGGAAUAUCAAUACCUGCCUCUAACAAUAAUUAAUAAUAAUUAAAUGGAAUGAAGUUGAUAGAGUGCCUGACACAAAGAAGUAGGCAGCAGAUGUUAGGUCCCUUCCUCCUUUGCACUGCGUACUGUGUGUCUACCUCUAGUAUUGUAACUCCAACCUAGUAUUGAAAAUGCCAGUUUACCUCUUUGCCUCCCUUUCCAAGACUGUUGGUGCCUAGAGGACUAGAAUCUUGUCCUACUUAACUUUGUACUCCCAGGCCCUAGCUCAGGAUUGGCAAAUAGGAAUUAAAUAAAUGUUUGUUGCGUUGAAAACCCCA